GGGAGCGUUUAUUAGUUCUGCUCUGCGUUACUGAUCAGUCAUCCUCCUUAUCUACGCCUCACACCUUUUCUUCUAGAACUCUGUCCCUUGGCUCCUAAAACAGCCUCAGGUACUUGUGUUUUUUUGUACUUUAACUUGUUGAAUAGCACCACCCUACCCUCUGUGUGGAUAGCUGAGUGUUCAAGGUUCAGGAAGAUAAGGAGAGGUGAGCGGCUGACGCCGAGCUUGUGUUGUGUUACCAAAGGAUCAUAUUACUGAGCACAGCGGGUUGGGUGAAACCGUAGCUGCUUUCAGAUCGCUGGGACUCCAAACCAGGAGUUGGGACUGAAAGAGUUUUGAAGAAGCUACAAAACAGACGGCUUCCUGUUGUGAAGACGAGUGUUACCAUGGGUGAGAAGACAAAACACUCUCUGCUGCUGCUGCUGCUGUGUUUGUCAGGGCUUGUACACCGUUCUGCUGCCUUCAUGUUUUGGACUGCCAUUGUGGAAACAAGAUAUGUGAAUAGCAACAGUACUGUGGGCAAGUACUGUGAGUGCGGAGUGUAUGGCCGUAACUCCCCUCUGGACCAAGCUUCGGGUAUUGUUGUGCUUCCAGCAGGAGAUCCCUUUGGCUGCGGCACAGAUAGCGACUACAGCCGCAACUCCAGCUACCCACCUUGGAUCGCCCUGGUGAAAAGGGGCAACUGCACCUUCAGUGAAAAGAUUAAUGCCGCCAAAGAUCAUGGAGCCGCUGCCGUGGUUGUGUACAACAUGGACGGCAGUGGAAACGACACCACUCACAUGGCACACCCAGAGGCAGAGGGUAUAGUGGCCAUCAUGAUUGGCAACUUUAAGGGCAUGGAGAUAGUCAAGAUGGUGAAUAAUGGAGUUGAUGUCAUGAUGAUAAUCGAUGCAGGCAACCCUCAUGGACCAUGGCUAGACACCUACUGGCUGCACUUCCUGUCCAUUUCAUUUUUCAUCGUGACAGCGGCAUCAUUCUCCUACUUUGUGUUCAUCUCUGCAAGCCGUCUCUACAAUCUGAGCAGCCUGAGGCGCAGCCAAAAGAAGCUGAAAUCUGAAGCCAAGAAAGCUAUCGCGCGUCUGGAAGUGCGCACUCUGAAAAGAGGGGAUGAGGAAACAACAUCUGACUCUAUGUGUGCUGUGUGCAUUGAGUCCUACAAAGCUGGUGACGUGGUGACGGUGUUGACGUGUGACCACAUCUUCCACAAAACCUGCAUCGAGCCCUGGCUGCUUGAGAGGAGGACCUGCCCCAUGUGUAAGUGCGACAUCCUGAAGGCCCUGGGAGUUGAGGAUGAUGCCAAGGACAACAUCUCCACAUCUUCACCACCAGAGGUCACUGUGAUCACAGUGGCAGGAGGAGAUGCCUUGUAUGAAGUCCCACUGAACACAUCCAUGAACACCGACCCCAUGGGUACCGACCCAGAGAGGCAAGAGCAUCGCUAUGACAACAGGGCCUUUGAGGGAGACUCAGAGGCUGCAAGAGGAUGAACAUCAGCAAAAACAAACCUGUAGACAUUAACAUUUCUUCUUUUGCUCAUUUGCAACGAAAUGGAAUCAUCAAGCUCAAACACGAGAGAAUAAUUCUAUACAGCAGAGCUGGUGCAACAAAAACUAUUAAGAUUUAAAUGAUUAAAUCUGUGUAAUUAGAUAUAUUCUUAUUUUCUUUGAGUGGAGAUGUGUGUGUGUGUGUGUGUGUGUGUGUGUGUGUGUGUGUGUGUAUGUGGAGUUAUCUGGGAGGAUUUUAUUACACUUUAACACCAUCUCAUAGCGUGACACCAGUGUCACAUUUCUGUUUUGCAUGGUCAGCACAGCAGCCGUGGGUUUAUAGACUCAAAGUGCAGGGAAGGAUUUGACUAUAUCUUUGUUUAUUGGGGCCAAACUUUCUUCAUGUAGCCUGCAUCACUCACAGUAACAAUUAACUAUUAUCAUUUAGGCAAAGGCAGUCAUUUUUUUUCUUUUUUCCCACUAAACUUCAUUUAGUUCACAAUAUUUCUGUUUUUUGUUUAAGUGGAUUUUUCCAUUAUCAGUGGGUGUGUCUGUCAGAUUUUACUUACCAACACACCCAUGAACACACCCUUCACCUGCAGAAUGACGCAUGCUGUCCUUCCAUUAGCCAAGAAUAUCACCUGGAGCAGAGGGGAGCUUUAGCUACACGGCAGUGAAAAUGAAUGUCCAAAGAGGCUGUAGAUAAUCUUGUAAAACAUAUUUUCUUAACUGUUGGAUAGCUGGAAAUGCUUUAUUUUAAGAUUAUUUUUAAUUUACAAAGUUAUAUUUUAAUAAUGGUACAGUUCUGUCUAAACGGCUGAUUUUUGGCUACAAAUCCUCGUCUUCCUGGUUUAGAUCAGCACUCCACCCAUGAGAUUUGGUUGACAUUUGAAGCACGUCAAAGAUUUUUCCUAUUCCAAGACUAAAUGUGUCCCUGUGAUGAUAAAUCUAAUGAGUGGUUUCACUUCUUUAACUGGCAGGGAUACGCCGAUGAUGGUACUUUAUGUGGUUGAAUUAUUGCUGUUGUACAGAUUCAGAGUCUUAAAUUGCACUGUGGAGAUACAUCUAACGUUUGUAUUAAAUCACAUUGAUGCUCACUGGAAUUCAAUAAAUCCCUCAAAGUGAGGCUGCUUCUGCAACCAAA
Molecule: messenger RNA, 2628 nt
Organism: Nothobranchius furzeri (turquoise killifish)
Lineage: Eukaryota; Metazoa; Chordata; Actinopteri; Cyprinodontiformes; Nothobranchiidae
Gene: rnf128a
Product: ring finger protein 128a
Biological process (GO): Wnt receptor catabolic process; ubiquitin-dependent protein catabolic process
Cellular component (GO): plasma membrane
Molecular function (GO): ubiquitin protein ligase activity; frizzled binding
Source: RefSeq, a predicted model, not a curated record